GUACUUGUCUUACUUGUCUCCCCUGGACUAGACAACAAAAUGGCGGUGAACGCUACCCGACCGCUAGUAGUUCCAAAGCAUUAUGAUCCUAUGUUUAAAGUUGACGUUUUGCUGCACGAACCAACGGUAGCGUCGAUGUCAACGGGAGCUGGGGAGAUAAAAGUGGAAGUAGCUGCGUUGUGUUCUCAGCUGGAAGUUCUGUGCAGAAAAGAAUUACUAAACCAACCCUCACAUAGGAUUGAUAAUGGGAAGGUCAGCAACUCCUUCAGAAGUAAAGCAAAUCUUAUUAUUGAGCGGAUGCGCCAUGUGCUGGUCAAAGACAGGACAAUUCAUUCUUCAGUGGAGGAAUACUUAGGAAUUACAAAUAUGAGCAAGAUGUUUCCAAGGGCUGUGCAAUACAUCAAAGACUCUAAGAGCUUCUCUCUUGUAUCAAAGCAGACUCACCUGGAUGAGUACAUAGGUGCUAUGUCUCACCUUCAUCAGAUAGCAACAUUAUCACAUCAGAUUAAUGAGGAUAUUAUCAAAUCUCAGCGGCCCAAGUACCUGGCACAUCAACUGGCCUUGUUAUAUCAAUCAAUUUCAAGCCUGAAGAACAUUGAGCCACUGAGUCAGCACAAAAAGAGCAUAGAGGAGAAUUUUAAAGCUAUAAAAUCUGUUCUUAUAAAUGAGGACCAGCCUAACGAUCCUGUUCCAGACGAGCUCAGAAAGUGUGUUUGGGAGCUGACCAAUCAGAUUACAAGGAUUGUUGAGUCGCUGCCAUCCACGCUUACCCAGCAUGCUUUGCUGCCUUCUUGUCUUUUGAUUCAGACAUGAAAGCAAGUGAGCAGGGAAGAAAAGGAGAAGACACUAGGAAGAGAAGGUGAAAUGUAAGAUGGCAAGUCAGUAAGAAAAUGAAAAUGAAAAAUACUGAGAAAACCAAGAAAGAAUGAACAAGAGAGAGAGAAAGUCUGUCUACAUAUCUGAAUGGUUAGCGUGGUGCCAAGAAUAAAAAAAAGUUAGAUUUGUCAAACUUAUUUUCAACAAACUUGUAAGGAAAUAAUUAUCCAGAAAAGGAACUGCAACUUUUUAAAGAAGAGUUCCACAUGAGAUACUUUGAUGUGAAUAUAUGUUUGUGUGUAAAUGGAUUUCUGUUUAUGAUAGAAAUGUUCUAGAUGUAAGCAUUGUAAGUUUGUUAAUGGCUUGCUGGCAUUAUGUUUAUUGAUCCAUGAUAUUAAGAUAAUUGAUUAGUAAGUCAGAGCUAUUUUCUCUUUUGAUGUGCUUGGAUCAUAGGAAGAUUAUAAAUAUACUUUGAUCUCACGUGGACUUUACCUACACCACUUAUGUUGAGAGAGAAUUAUUUCUUACUGAUUUUGGGGGGGUUUACCUAUUUGUGAAAUUGUGCUUUUUUAAAUAAAGAUAUUAGGGUGAAACCUC
Molecule: messenger RNA, 1413 nt
Organism: Pomacea canaliculata
Lineage: Eukaryota; Metazoa; Mollusca; Gastropoda; Architaenioglossa; Ampullariidae
Exons: 8
Coding region: 40-813 (257 amino acids)
Source: RefSeq, a predicted model, not a curated record